CUUCGAUACCCCUUGCAUACGAUGCUCCCUUGAGACAGCUCGCUGUCCUGCCACUCCUUCACCGACACUAUCAUCCACAAUGAGCCGCCCGCUUCUUUCCAACCGGACAUCUUCGGAGUUCCAGGACCGAUCGAUCGAAGAGGAGGACUCUCUCCUGACCGGCCACCGCACCGCACGCAGCGACUCACCGUGGAAGAGAUGGCGUGAGAUUGGGCUGCUGGCAUGGGCGAUCAUAGCAACAGCGGGGGUUGUGGUUCUGGCAGCCGUGUACCAGAAAACAGGAGGGGGAUCGCCAUCAGACAGCGCCCCCAGCAACAGCCACGGCAAGCGCAACCUCAUCUUCAUGGUGUCGGACGGCAUGGGCCCCACGAGUCUGAGCUUGACGCGCAGCUUCAUGCAGUUCCAGAACGGCGCGCCAUUCAGUGAGCAGCUCGUCAUCGACCAACACAUGAUCGGCCAAUCGCGCACCCGCUCCUCUUCCAGUCUCAUCACCGACUCGGCUGCCGGCGCGACCGCCUUCUCCUGCGCGCAGAAGAGCUAUAACGGCGCCAUCUCAGUCACGCCUGACCACGAGCCUUGCGGGACGGUGCUCGAGGCAGCCAAGAAGGCCGGAUACAUGACGGGCCUGGUUGUCACCACGCGCAUCACCGAUGCCACACCGGCGUGUUUUGCGGCCCACGUCAACAUGCGCCAAGAGGAGGACCGUAUUGCCGAACAGAUGGUAGGCGACUACCCUCUCGGCCGUGUUGUUGAUUUGAUGUUUGGAGGUGGACGCUGUCACUUCGUCCCCAACACGACUGUCGAGCACUCCUGCCGAGCUGACAACCGCGAUAUUGUCGACCUGGCGCGCAAGAACGGCUUCAACUACAUCUCCGACCGCGCUGGUUUUGAUAGCCUGAAGGGUGGUGCCAAGCUCGACUUUCCCAUGCUCGGCCUCUUCGCUGAUGGCGACAUUCCCUACGAAAUCGACCGCCGCAACGAGAACGACAAGUACCCAUCGCUCCACGAGAUGGCCGAGGCUGCCAUGAAGGCCUUGAGCGAGGCCACCCGCGACAGUGACAAGGGCUUCUUCCUCAUGAUCGAAGGUUCGCGUAUUGAUCACGCUGGCCACCACAACGAUCCCGCCGCGCAAGUCCAUGAGGUACUCGCUUACGACCAGGCCUUCAGCAGCGUGCUGGACUUCAUCAAGAGCGAGAAGACCGAGACGGUCAUGGUGUCCACCUCCGACCACGAGACUGGUGGUCUAGCAACCGCGCGGCAACUCCACACCACCUAUCCUGACUAUGUUUGGUACCCCGCACCGCUCGCCAACGCCUCGCACUCUGCCGAGCGUCUUGCCAUUGAAUACGCCACUUACCUCCUCUCGUCGCCCUCGCACGAGAAGAAGAAGAUCUUCGUUAUCAACAGCAUCACCGACGGCCUCGGCAUCCACGACUACACCGAGGAGGAAGUCGAAGCCAUCACCGACGCCCCUCUGACCGCGCUGUACGCCUACGCAGAAAUGAUCUCGCGGCGCUCGCAGACGGGAUGGAGCACGCACGGCCACUCGGCUGCUGAUGUGAAUAUCUAUUCGUCUGACCCCAAGAAAGCCGCGGCGCUCAUCGGAAAUCAUGAAAACACCGAGGUCGGCGAGUUUCUGAGGAACUACCUUGAUGUUGAUGUUGAGGCUGUGACGAAGGAGUUGAGAGAGAAGGGCAGGGACCUCAAAGUCCUGGAUGUUAAUGGUACGGAGGUUGGCUGGAUGGGGAAGGUCCCGCAGGAGGGCGAGAGGCUGGAUGGUCAGACGCAUCUGGCGGAUUAUACGGGGGACUUCAAGAAGAGGCAUCUUUUGCACGGUAGGACUUGUGAUUGCGGUCAUUAGCCUGUAAAUUGGUCUUGGUAGCGUAGCAUUGUAGGCGUUUUUUGGUCUGGUAUACAACAUGUGCUCAUUCUCCAUUUCA
Didymella exigua CBS 183.55 is the source of this 1940-nucleotide messenger RNA. Its product is annotated as alkaline phosphatase-like protein. Gene Ontology annotation, biological process: dephosphorylation. The coding region runs from base 80 to 1861 and encodes 593 amino acids. The transcript has 2 exons. Gene Ontology annotation, molecular function: alkaline phosphatase activity. Gene Ontology annotation, cellular component: fungal-type vacuole membrane. The record is from RefSeq and is a predicted model, not a curated record. NCBI's taxonomy places the organism in Eukaryota, Fungi, Ascomycota, Dothideomycetes, Pleosporales, Didymellaceae.